AGGCGUUCCCUCGAAAUGAGCUGUGAAGGAGGGGGGUUGUUCUUACUCAUCUCAUUUCAAAAACUCACUAACUGUCUUUGGUUUCUCAGUCGACGAAAAGAUCCUCUUUAGCACCUUUAAGCAUGAGGUACCUGAUGUGUAUUUACUGCAGUUAUAAAAUAAUAAGCUCUCAUAAAGGCUCUUGAAAAUCAAUCUCAAGGGGCCAUAUAUUUUAAUUUAAUUUUUUGCACCAGUGUUGCAAUAGCUAGUACAUAUGUCAGCUAGUUAAAUGGCACUAUCAUGCUACAAACGGUAAAAGAAUUUCAGAUGCAAAACUGACAAAUUUUCUCUGUGUAAUUAUUAAAUAUAAUAUAAUGAAACUAAAAGAUGCUUCAGUAAAGUCUUUGGCUGUCUUGGGUCAAAAAGAAGAGAAGGUUUGACCUUUGAGUAAGAAGAAUGGGAGUCAAGGAUACAAAUGUAAACAUGCCACCAAUAGACUUCAGUUGCUUCACAGCUACAUUUACCUACAGGAAUGAGCGGCGUUGAAUAAAAAUCAUGACAUGUUACAAUUUAGCUUCCUCUUUAUUUUAAUAGUUUUAGGAUUUUUUUAAACGGUGCCAAAACUCCAAUAAUGGCCCUGGGGACGGAGUGUUUACUGGGUGAUCCGACGCUGGAAGAGGAAUUCAGGCGGUUAAAAAAACGUGAUUUGACAGAGACGUACCUAUUUAAAAUGGCAUGUGGUUCGUUUACACCUCAAAAAUGCAGUGGUAGUGCCUUUAGGAAGCAUAUGAUGGAUAAGGUAAAAACCUUUCCCGCAACUCGUCCACAGCCGAAACACCUUGACGUUCGACCUGCUAUACCAAAAUCAGACCUCAGAGGCGCUGCUGAGUUCUACACGCGUUUCCCUGGAGACAAGCCCGCGGAACACCCGGACUGGAUCAUGGACAGGAAAGCGUUCAGAGACGCGCUUGACGGUAUGGGAGAUCUGCGCAGAUGGCUCCAUAAUAAACCGAUUCUCACCGACCUGGAGGUUCUCGUCACGGAACGAGACAGAAAAGAUAAGCGGAUGUCAUCACCCCCUUCAAAAACAAGCAUUUUCCCACCACCACCACCACCAGAUGUUACAACUUCUCCGCGCGCGCUCAGAGGUGAAGUUGAAGAAGUGAAGAGCUUUCUGAGCUCUUGCGAAGCCUGCAGUCUCUCCAAAUUCUUGGACUGGUAUGGGAGUGGUAAAUUAAAUCGUGUAGACCUCUGUGCUCUCUUUAAGAAGGAAGGCUUCCGUAUACAGCCUGAGCGGAUGAACGUGCUGAUGUCCUAUUUAAAUAGCAAAGAUGGAAACUCGGUAACUGUGGAAGACCUGACUGCAGGUAUCCAGGCCUGGAGCGGAAAGCAUCAGGAAAGGGAAGAACAAAAAUCAAACGCUGGUUAUUGGAACGUAGACCGUGAUAAAGUGAUUGGGACAAGACACCUUCCACUAGAGGAGAAAAAAGAGAUGAGCAUGGAGGACAUGGAGGUGCUAGCGAUCAUGAGGAAAGUUUUGGCAGCCACCAAGAUCUCUUGCCCUUCUUCUCUGAGUGGCACAAUGGGCAGAGAAGUGGAUCGUUUCAGGAUACGUUGUUUCAGAGAAUACCUAAAAUCUACGGAGCAGUGUCAACGACAGGGGCUUAAUGUGAGCCAGACCACUCUACAGAAAGUCCUGUUGCAUCCUGGUGACAUGAGUAUAUUCAGCAGCUCCAAAUUUGGAGGGAAAGGUCACUUGUCAGGCUGUGGUGGACGAGAACAAGGCCUGACAUCCCUCAGGACAUCCAAAACACACAGAGUUGAAAGUGGUGCAAAUAAGGGCCACAAAGCGAUGAAGAAGCAGUCAAUUCGCUGGGCGGACCCUAAUGCUUUCUGGCCUGGAAAGGAAGAUCAUGUGCGCUUGUUUCUGCCUGUAAUGACAAGCUCUCCUGCGAUGGUUUUAUUUCAGCAUAUUGAUCGUACUGUUGCGCCAAGUCCUGGACACUGGCCUGUAAAUCAUUUAGGAUACUCAACCUCUGGAGAUAUAGAAGCUCGCAAGAUGUACACUCUCUAGAACAUUUCUGACUCUAUCAAACGUCUAUAUUAAAGUCGGCAUGAAACGGAAGUUACGACAGGAUAAAUCAUUUAUAAUAAAUACUGCAAUAUUGCAUAAGAAUUGUCAAUUUUGAUUUCACGGUGACUUAAAAACAGACAUUGUUGUUUUGACUUUCUAAAAUGCUAAUUUCUAUCAUUAGAUGGCGGCACGCAAAAGCUCAAAUAUGUAAAUGUGCUGCUCUUUUUAGCUACACAGUUCUUUUUGUCACUCAACAUAUUCUCAUAUGUGAUGAAAAGUGAGCUCAAGCAUUAUGUUUGAUUUAAUAAAUACUAAAAUGUAAAAUUUUCUCUUCA
Messenger RNA from Megalobrama amblycephala (Wuchang bream), 2388 nucleotides. RefSeq lists its product as uncharacterized. The record is from RefSeq and is a predicted model, not a curated record. The transcript has 7 exons. Bases 611 to 2053 code for a protein of 480 amino acids. Lineage: Eukaryota; Metazoa; Chordata; Actinopteri; Cypriniformes; Xenocyprididae.